Messenger RNA from Ornithodoros turicata, 558 nucleotides. RefSeq lists its product as uncharacterized. Lineage: Eukaryota; Metazoa; Arthropoda; Arachnida; Ixodida; Argasidae. The record is from RefSeq and is a predicted model, not a curated record. Bases 1 to 558 code for a protein of 185 amino acids. The transcript is spliced from 2 exons.
AUGAACUGGAUGUUGUCCAAAUUCAAGGAGAUCAACCCCGCUGCCUGUAAGACACGGUGUGUCAUGGCAGAUAAAGAUUUGGUAGAAAGACAACUGCUUAAAGAGCACUUCCAGGAAGCAAAUGUCCUUAUCUGCACCUACCAUACCCUACGCACCUUCAACAGGGAGAUCACCACUCAAAAGAUGAGAAUCACCAGCAAGCUAAGAGAGGACCUCUUGGAAGUACUACAGGGUAUGGUGAUGGCCAAGCCCGAAGAGAGGUUUGACGACCUAGAGGAGAAGUUCUUUGCUCUUGCUCCCUGCAAAGUGAGGGACUACUACAGCAAGAAUUGGAGACCAAUCAAGCACGAAUGGUUCAGAGGACCUCGAUUUAUGGAGGGUACGUUCAAUAAUACUACAAACAACAGACUGGAGAACCUCAAUGGGCAGAUCAAGAACACCAUGGGGACGAAGAACUGCUUAAAGGAUUUCUUCAUCCACAUCUUCAAGUUGAUUGGUGGUCUCAAGCAAGAGCACAAACACAACAACACAGGCUCUCAGAAGAUGUUGAGCUUCUAA